AUGCAACCACGGGAACCUUCCGUUUCUUAUCUAUUACCCUAUCCCAAUCACAAGAUCAAGGCACAUCGGUUCGGAAUUAACAAAUUGUUAUAUUUGGAAGCACGAGAAGGAUCUACGACAACAGAAAACAAUACUACUCAUCAUCAGGAACCAUAUUAUUUAUUUUCGGGAGGAAGAGAUGGAACGAUCAAAUGUUGGGCUCUUCAUUCUUCAUCAGCACAACAUCAGCAAAUACAUCAACAAGAACACACAACAUUAUCACCUACAAAGACAUCAUCUCAUUCCCCACACCAAUUCAUGUUCAGUUUAGAGGAGCAUGUGGAUUGGGUGAGUGAUAUGAUCUUACUAUCGGAUAAGAGGCAUUUAAUUAGUUGCAGUCAUGAUAAUACCAUCAUGCUAUGGGAUGUUGAUAUCAAUAAUCCACAACAUUGUUUAACGUAUAGAACUCACACAGAUUAUGUUACAUGUCUUGCAGCACCAUACACUCCGUUGGGAGGAGAAGCAUCUACUUGUUCAUUAUUUUGUUCUGGAGGUUUAGAUAGUUCUGUAUUUCUAUGGGAUGCCGAGAGAUUGGUGUCCAUUCGGAAAUACUUUGCGUCUCUGAAUAAUCCAACGAGUUCAAACAUGCAAGACAAUUCUUCUCCCAUGAAAACCAUUCAACAAUAUGACAUUCAGAGUUUACAAAGUUACUAUCCUCCACAAUUAAGCCCACAACCAAAACACAGCAUUUAUGCACUAGCCAUGUCUACGUGUAGUGCCAACCCUGGUUCAAUUAUUGAUCAACAUGUGAUGGUUGCAGCUGGAUCCACGGAUCAAAUGGUUCGACUUUAUGAUUUUAGAACCUCGACAAAAAUUGGAAAAUUACGUGGUCACAAAGACAAUAUUCGUUGUGUCUUGCUUUCGGUUGACGGCAAGAAAUGUAUUACUGGAUCUACGGAUGGUACAGUGAAAUGUUGGGAUUUAAAAACUCAACGAUGCUUGCAAACCUAUUCAUUUUCAAAUCCUAAAACAUUAGCUCCUUCAUCUGUGUGGACCCUAGAGUUUGAUCCGCACGAUCCUGAUCAAAACACAGUCAUUGUGGGCACACGAGAAGGUCUAACUUAUCAACUCGACACUAAAUAUAGAAAAUCAUGCACCAUCACAAACCUUCACUCCAUUAAUCCAUACGAAAAUAGAAAUUCAGUUCUAAGCACCUUAAUCAUUCCAUGUAAAAAUAACAAGGCAAAUAGUACUCUGUGGGUAGGAGCUCUUGACUCCAAUUUAUAUGAAUUUGAAUAUGGCCGAAUUGUGGAAAAUAUUAACAACACCAACUCGAAAGAUAUUUUUUCUCAAGACGGUGUGACUGUGAUGGCAACCACUCCAAAAUCUGCUUCCAGCUCAUUUUCUCAUAUGGACUUUUCGUCUCCAGUUACUUCUUCCAACCUUGUAGAAAAUCCUCCCACUCCUAAAACUCCAAGCUCACGAAGUCGAGCCAGCAGUUUCCUCGUUCAACGAAGAGCUUUUAGUGUUAAUGCCGGCAUUUCACAUUACAUGCCUCGAUCAAAGAUUCCUGGAUGUCCAGGUAUUGUUGAACAUUUUAUUUUGAAUUGUAGAAAACGAGUGCUCGUGAAGGAUAAUUCUGGUCGAAUUUCUCUUUGGGAUAUCACCAAUGGAAAAAUGAUUGAAGAUUUUGGAAAUUCACAUUCUUCAAAUAUGACAGACGAUGAUUUAUUUGAAAAAUUAUGUGCUGACUUUUCAAAAGAAAUGAUUUCAGUAAGAAAUUGGUUCACAAUCGAGAAGAAAUUGGGUUCGCUUGAAAUUGUCUUGACACCCAAUGAAUGCUUUAAUGCUGAAAAUUAUGCCUAUGAAUCUGGAUUUUUAGAUUGUGACGAAGAAGACAAGGUCAAUUAUGGAGUCAUGAUCAUUCAAGCACUCUUUCGAAGAUGGAGAGAAAAACGAAAUGAAUUACUUGCAGCUCGUCAACAAGAGGAAUCCAUUCAAAAUAUUGAACACGGAACCAAGGAUGAUGAGACUCCAAUGAAUGACGCGACCACAACCAAAACUGCAUCAGAGCAUUCUACUCCUGAACAAACGGCACAACAACAUGAGUCCUCAAUGACCUCAGAACAACAACAACAACAACCACAUUCAGAUCCCAUGAAUCACGAACUGCAACGAGCAGAACGAAAAUUUGAUUUACCUGAAAACACAGCAGUGAUUAUACAUUUCGAAAAAACUUGCUCAGAUAAGAGUCCUUUCAAAAAACAAAUUCGACAUUUUGACGGAGAAGAAACUGAAGGUUUCCCAAUUCCUCAAUGGGUAGUGGAUAUUACCAAUGGACUGCCUCCAAAUGUAAAUCCUCAAUCUCACAAAUUGUCAUUUUAUUUGGAGCCAGCACCGGAUGAACCAUUCUUGAAACCAUUACAAUUGAAUUCUGCCAAAUCAUUGGCACACCGUAUUUUGAGAAUUUACAAAGUUGCAUUUCAUGUGGUAAACAAGUUGAAUAUUGAAUUACCAACGUUUGCUGAAUUGGAAGAAAUUAAGCGAAAAUAUUAUGAAUACAAGAGAAAAGAACACGAAUUGAAUCCAGAGAUUCCUCUUGUCACGCGAGAGAGUGAUGAAGCAUUUGACGAGUCGCUCAUACUACCACCGAAUAUUGAUCUCAAUCUGAGGUGCAGACCUGAGGAUUUGGUGGAAGUAUUCUGUCAGGGUCACAGAAUGAAGAAUCGAUGGAAUUUGGCAAUUGCAAACGCCUUCUUUAGACCAAAAAACGUUUCUUAUAUUACGCUGCAUUAUAGACAACGAUAUUUAAUUCCUUCGUCAUCAGUGCGACAGUAA
This is a messenger RNA of Naegleria lovaniensis, 2817 nucleotides long. RefSeq lists its product as uncharacterized. Lineage: Eukaryota; Heterolobosea; Eutetramitea; Acrasida; Naegleriidae. The transcript has 2 exons. Gene Ontology annotation, biological process: protein deubiquitination; double-strand break repair via homologous recombination. The coding region runs from base 1 to 2817 and encodes 938 amino acids. The record is from RefSeq and is a predicted model, not a curated record. Gene Ontology annotation, molecular function: ubiquitin binding.